UCUCACAAUAUCUGACAAUCCCCCUGUUUGCCGGGACUUCAAUUCAAGUUCCUGUUCAGAAUUCAGAAAUUGUUUGUUUUACAGCCUUUAAGCGCCAAGCAGGAACACUCCCUGCUUCAACUUGCGCAAGUGGACCAGCAGCUAGCAAGGGGACAAGCUGUUUUGUGCAUGGGGUGGUCAGAUUUGGUUUCCCAGGACCGCCUAGGAUAGGUACUGCCAUGUUAGUGGGAGCUUGGCGAGCAUUGUAGCUUUGUCAUGUCAGGUUCUUUGGUCGCUUGGUUACGUUAGUAGGUUGCUCAAGAUUUAAGUAAGUCACAAGGACACGUAAUGCAAAGCCGACUGGGUUGCAUUCAGUUCUUCCAAGCCUCUCAAUCUUACACAGCCAUAGGGUUUUUGUGGAUCUGCGUCUGCAAGAGGUUUAGGAACAUCUUAGCUGUUACCAGCAUCAAGGGUAACUCUAUGGAUCUGCAGCGUACUUGAUUCUGAACUGUUUACGAGGCACCUCUCAAUCAACGUCGGUUUACGAGGCAACUCUUGAUCAGCGUCAAGAGUUUGACUUGAAUGGGAGUGAUGUCUGACUAGCCCAGCUUUUGAAGCUCUUUUCCGCUCUAGAUCUUGACUGCAAAUUUGUCCGUGCCAACCUAGUGUCGUCAUGGUGGGCCUUACCAAAACGAGGGCGGCAGCAGUUUUGGGGGUGUCUGAGGAUGCAGAAGAAACAGAGAUUCGAACCGCUUUCAAGAAGCUCGCGCUGGUCUGGCACCCUGACAAGAACAAAUCACCGGAGGCUACGGAGAAGUUCAAGGAGAUCAAUGCGGCACACAAGCGCAUGCAGCAGCCUGACAGCGAGGACGAGAUCGAGUGGGAUGAUGACGACGACAUUGUGCCGUUCGAGCAGUUCAUGGACUUGCUGUCAAAAUUAUUCGCUCGCCAGGCUGCCGCCCGUCGCAGUCCCUUUGGAGGAGGCUUUGGGGGCGGGGUGUUUGGUGGCGGCGGCCCCUCGCAUGCUGGGGGCUCUUUCGGCAGGAGCUCUUUCGGCGGUGGCCCGCAUGUGCACUUUGGAGGCAUGGGGAGAGGCCCAGGAUUUGUGUUCGUCCCUACAAUGUCCCGGUCUGACAGCGACUCGGAGUACGAGACGGACUCGGAAGAGGAGGAUGAGAAUUGGCGGUACCGCCGAGGGGAGCAGAGGAGGGCGGAGGAGCAGAGGAGGCAGGAGGCGGCUCAGAAGAGGCAGCAGGAGGCACAGCGCAAACAGGCGGAGGCUGCUGAGAGGAAGAAGAGAGAAGACGAGGCUAAUCAGAAGAGGAGAGAAGAGCAGGAGGCACGGCGCAAGGCGGAAAUAAAGGCGAAGCACGAGGCGGCGGAGGCUCUGAAGCGGCAGAAGAGGGAGGAGAAGGCUAGGCAGAAGGAGCGCCAAGUGGCGGGGGCGAAAGAGCGGGAGGAGCAGGAGGCGCGCGAGAAAGAGGAGGCUCUUGCAAAGGAGAAGGAGGAGCAAGAGCGGCGGCGUCGCGAGGAGCAGAGUCGGCGGGACAAGGCCAAGGCUAAGGAGCAGGCAGAGGCGGCGGCGCAGGCGCACGCAGACGCCAUGGCGGCAGAAGCGGCGGCUCGGCGCGAGAAGAAGAAGGUGCAGCAGCCGAAGCCGAUGCGGAAGCGAGGGUUGGGGAAGGCUGGGGACGAAGACGAGGCUGAAGGAUCUCCCGCAUCCUCCAACCCGUUUGCUGCCCUCAAGCCCGACUCUGAGCCGCCCAAAGUCAAGAAGGCCGUCAAGACCAGGGACCUGCCUCCUGAAACCAACGGCGACGAAGUGGAGCCGGAGAGCGAAGUACCCCGAGUCUCCGCAAAAGCCUCCACAGCGCCCCGUGCGGCGCCCACUCCCGUGGCGCCAGCUGUCAACGGUGCUGCAAAGGUAGUGACCCCGCCCCCAGAGGUGAAGCCCAAAGCUGCGCCGAAGGUGGAGACUGCCCCCGUAAAGCAGAAGACUCCGGAGGAGAUUGCAAGAGAGAAGGAGGAAGAAAAGGAGAAGGAGGCGCGGAAGAAGAAGAGCCGCGAGGAGGCGGCCCGCAAGCGCGCGGAGAAGGUGGCAUACGAGCGGAUGAUGGCGGAGAUGGAGGAGAAGAAGCGCAUCGAGGACGAGGACCGCGCGAUGGCGCUGCGGCUGCAGGCGGAGGAGGAGCGGCUGGCGCGCAUCGAGGCGUACCAGCGGCAGCAGCGGGCCAAGCAGCAGCAAGAGGAGGCCAAGCGAGCGGCGUCGCGUCAAGUCGGAGCUCGUCAGGCGCCCGGCUCUGCCUUCGCCCGGCCGAAUGGAACUGCUUACGCAACAACCGCAGCGGCAGCAGCGGCGACAGCUGCGGCAGCCCCCAUGCCUCCUUCCCCGUCAACUCAACGUCAGCCUGACCUGGGCGUCUCGGGACCACCGUUCUCUUCCCCAUCACAACCGCUGCACUCGCCCUCUGAGACCCAGCCCGCUGGCUUUGGGCAGCGAGGGUUUGGCGCACAUGCGCCUGCUUCAGCUUUUGUCGAGCAGCCCACAGGGUUUGUCGAACAACCGACCGGGUUUGUCGAGCAGCCCACCGGGUUUGACGGCGCCGACAAUGGGCCCGCGGCGAGCGAGCCGCUGGAUCCUGCAGUGGAAGCGGUGUGGAAGAUGGAGCAGGACAGGGUAAAGGCGGGACGGCGCCUCGACGAGGACCAGCGGCGCAAGGCCGACGAGCAGAAGCGCAAGAAGGAGGAGGCGGAGCGGAUCGAGGCGGAGCGCCGCAGGCGCGCGGAGGACGCUUUGCUGCAGAAGGCGAAGCUUGCGGGGACUGGAGGGAAGAAGGCGCCCCGGCGGAGGCGGAGGGGGGGUGGAGGGGUCGCCGGGCUCGACGAGGCGCAGGGCUGGCCGGGGGCCGAAUUUGCGGCCGGGUCGUCGGAGUGGGGGGGUGGAUCGGCUGGGGACGAGGCCCCCGGGGAGUGGGAGGAUGUGCCGGGUGAGGGCAUGGUGGAUGACGCGGAGUUUGAGGAGAGAGAGCGUGAGGCGGAGAUGCUGCGAGAGGAGGAGCGGCAAAGAGAGGAGCGGAAGCAGGCACAGCAGACGCAGCAGAAGGAGGAGGCGGGCUCGGAGUUCGACAUCAACUCGAUUCUUGCGGAGAUUGCGUCCCGUGCGGAGCAGGAGCACCGCGCCUCCCCCACGUCCCCCCUGGAGGCAGUCUCUGCCGCCAGCGACGGUUCUCCCGACGUCCACGUGCCGUCUGAGAAAAUUCACCGUCCACCACCCAGAUACGCCCCCUACCAACCCCUCAAACAAACGGCGGGUCUCCAACAACCCAACGGCAUGCCCGCCAUGCGGACGGAGGCGGACAUCCUUAGGGAGACGUGGGGUCAGAGCCACGAAUCGAGUGACGCAACCACAACCACUUUCUCCGUUCAUGGGGCAGUACCCGGGGCAAAGCGCCGGGAGCUACCAGUCCAGCCCGCCCCCCCCCCCUUCUUGCAACCCCAGCUGUCCGCUUAUGGGGGGUACCCGAGCAGCUAUGCCUCCGACUCUCGUGUCCAGGCGACCCCCCCGUCCGCUGGACCCCCUCCGCAAUUAUACCCCACCUCCCAGGUCUACCCUUCGACUCAAUACCCCCCCCAGCAGCAGCCCCUGCCGACCGCUUAUCCUGGGUACUACUCAUCCAACAGUGCGCCGCAGGGGUAUAAGCAGCCAGCCGCCAUGUACCCAGCCAGUCAGCCGGGGUACCAGGGCAGUGCGGGCCCUCCACCGUUCUCGAGCGGGUUUGGGGGGACCAGUCAGACGUACCCGCAGGGGGGGGUGGGGCAGUUUGCCACGCAGCAGGGGGGCGUGGGGCAGUUUGCGCGGCAGCAGGGGGCCCCACAGCAAAUGUACGGGGGCCAGCAGGAGAUGGGCGCACACCAGUACGGGUGGCAGGGGCAAUAUGCAGGCGCAGGGCAAGCGUCAGGGCUUCACUCGUCGGGCCAGUACACCCCGUCGAGCGACACCCCUUCUCCGCCCGACACGUCGGUCACGCAGCCCAUUCGGCAAGGCGACAGCGAAUACUGGGUCAAUGAGCGGGCCGACGCAAACGGGGCCGAAAAUGUGGACGAGUACCCCCCCCCAGGAGCGGCAUACGACGCAGUCGAACAGACCCUCGGCAGCGAUUUGGAACCGCAGGCAGAUGCGUAUUACCAGGAGGGAGAGGGCGGCGAGAGCAGCGCUCAGGCUGCGGCGUUUGGUGGUACAGAGCAGGAUAGCGGCUACGGGAAUGGCUAUCAAGACGGGGAGGGGUGGCAAAACGCACCGCAGGAGAGCCAGCAGGGGUGGACUGCGAUCCCCACCGGUUGGGGGGGUGAGGAAGAGCAGCAGCCAGUAGGGGGGGCGGCGAGUGAGUAUGGCGGCGCGGGGGGGUACGCCAACGGCGGCGGAUUUGCUGACGGAGGCGCUUACCAGAACCCGGCGGCCAACGGCGGUUACGGCGAGCAUGAGGGGCGUGCGCAGGGGGGCUCUGCGUCGGAGUACUCGUCCUGGGGAGGUGGAGAGGCGCAGCAGAAGCAGGCGACGGGGUGGGGAGGGGAGAACGGCGGCCCACAGAACGGCCAGCAUGACGAUGGCGCGUACAAUCGGCAGCAGCAGUUCGAGGGUCCGCGGCAAGGCAAGGGGGGCCAAGGGUUUGAGGGCUUCGGGCGCACGUGGCAGCGGGGCAGCGACUCUUACUCAAACGCCAGCAACGGCAGCGGGAGCCCGGUUGCAGGCGGGGUGGGUCAGCGGCCGUGCCGAUUCUUCCAGAGGGGGAACUGCAAGUUCGGGACUCGGUGCAAGGAUGCACACGUGGCGCCCGGCGGUUUGAGCAGGACUCCCGGGCCUCAGGACCGAACGCCCGCGUUCCAUGCCACGUCAGCACGGGACCCGCCGAUGCAGGCCACUGGGUGGGGUGCGGAUUCCAGAGAGGAGAUGGACCCGAGCGCGGGCUUUGGGGGGUACCAGAAGCGGGGGCCGCAGGGGGGCACGGCGCGGAGGGGGGGGUUCCAGAACUCGGGGGACGUGCGCAAGCCGGGCAUCUACGAAGCUGAUGGGGAGAAGCCAGGGAACGCUCAUUCGGGGGGGUUGCACAGCAACGCGGGCGGACGGAGGGGGUAUGGCGGGCCACAAUGGCAGCCUCGUGGGGCACCCCCCCGGCGGUCCCCAAUGUGAUUUGAGGGAGGCAUGUGACAUGUGAAUUGGUAGCGUUUGUCAGCCGACUUAGGAGACACUGGUCUGAUCAGGCGUGCGGGCGACUAGUUGAUUGUUUUAGGGCAGGAGGCUCGUUCAGUAGGAUUUGCUCUUGACGGCGCACCUCAGGGGCGAAGAAAUGGGCGACAAUAGAACGCUGCUACUCCCAAGUUCUGGCUUUAAGCCUUACAGUGAUACUGCAGUUCGUUUUGUGCCGUCCUACUUGUGAAUUGAUUGAGAGUCUGAAGUAGCUCGCUGUAAGGGUGGAGCCUGAAAAAGCUCCCAAUUCCAAGUAUUCUGAAGGGACCAGGGAAGCCGAAGUGGCUAGAAGCAUGUCGAGCCAGUUGAGGGAGUAGGCGGCAUGAAGCUGCGAAAAUAGCAACGUUUACCAUCGAUUUCAAACCACCUUCUGUGGAUUAGUUUAUCAUUACUAACGUCAGGCUUACAGAGGAUUUGUUCGAUCUCAUUGACCUUAGCCAUCGAGUUCUUGGCGCGAUUGCAGAUUGCCUGACA
Messenger RNA from Klebsormidium nitens, 5698 nucleotides. The record is from the annotation of a GenBank genome assembly. Lineage: Eukaryota; Viridiplantae; Streptophyta; Klebsormidiophyceae; Klebsormidiales; Klebsormidiaceae.